AUGAGUGAAAGCAGCCGCGCUGCCUGUCAUCUGUUGGCGGUUUGUUGUUCUUGCCGUAGGACGUUGAAGGACACGACCAGGAGCAGGAGCAGCAUCACCGCCUGCGUCUGGCGCUCGAGUGUUGUCCUAGUCCUAGCCGAAAGCUCUCGGGUGUCGGAGCUCGGAUUCCAAGCUUCGUCCGCUCGGCACGGCUCGUCAGUCGAGUUUCGGCCGUCUAACCCAGCAGAGGUGUGCAGCGGACAGCGAUAGAAAAACACAACCACCGCAGCAGCAGCAGCAGCAGGAGCAGGAGAAGCAGCAGCAGCAGACUAAAUAAUUACGGCCACAAAGGAACUGAACAGAAGUCCUCGUUGCCUCGUUGACGAACCCACUGGACGAACCAUCUGCAACUGCUUUUACGACUGCCACAACUGCCAUGUGGGACUACUGACUACAGACUGACAGCAGACCCUCCGCCUGCUCGUUCAUCACACACCGCUGCCGCAACCAGUCCAUGUCCGUUGUCCGUUGUCCGUUGUCCGUGGUCCACUCGCAGGACGCGGAAUUGGGGUGUCAGAAUCCCCAGCGACUGAGCAGCGCGAAAGUAGGCAACGAGCAUUGGAAAUCUAAUUAGCGACGUCAGUGUCAGGAUCGCAAAUCCAUUAAUUUUGAGGCGCCAACAACUUCUCGGCCAAAAAGGCGUUGCUGCAGCCAAAAAAAAACAAAAAAAAAAGGAAAAAACGGAAAACAGGAAAGCAGGAAAAUCGGGAAAAUUUAGCGCAGAAAAAAGGGAAAGCACUUUCGUUUCAGUGUGUCGGUGUGCGUGCGCGAGUGUGUGUGUGUGUGUGUGGGUGCUGAUAACGCGAGCCUGGCGCUGACAUCACUUUCACUAGGGAAAACCAACUCGGGAAGCUGCCAAUCGAGCCGCACGGCAACAAAAUCAAUUAAACUACCCAUACGACAACCGCCACAACAACAACGCUGCCAAGAGCCAAUUAUCGGGGAAAAGUAACCAAGAGACGCCACCAGAUCAGACCAGACCAGCCAAGAUGUUCUCCAUGUGCACCAAGGUGAAAUCACGGAGUGCGGAUGCGGAUAGCUCGUUCAUGCAGCAGUCGCAGCAGUUGCAACUGCAACAGCCUCAGGCGAUGGGAACUGGCGGCAAACAAAUCAAGGGCGGCUAUCUGCUGCGCUAUAAAAAGCAAAUGUUCUGGAACCGCUGGGCGGAGGAGUGGGUAGUGCUGUACGACGACUCGACCAUGGCCUGGUUCACGGAGCCGGGACGCUCCUCGCCGACGGGCAAGAUCCUGGUGAAGGAGGCGCCCGAGAUGCUGGCCAUCGCCCACUGGACCGGCCAGAUUCCGCGUCGUCCGCCGCUGCCGGCGGGCGUGAACGUGUCCCAGCUGAUUGCCCUCGGGUCGCAGCGCAAGCGGUCAAAGGUCUACUGGAUGCUGGCCAAGUCGGAGCAGGAGGUGAGCGACUGGAUCGAUGCCAUUACCAAGACCCUGCCGCCGCCGCCGCAAAUCGAGCUGGUGGUGGACAAGCCGCACCUGAUGAACGUGCUCCGACGUCCGCUGGUGCGCAUUAGACCUGCCACCCAGUCGGAGGUGAAGCAGCGCAAGGCGGCGUCCCACGGAGCCAGCGGCAGUAAACACCACCGCUGCUCCUCGGCGAUGACCACGAAGCUGUACAGGCAGACCCAGGAUCCGCUGGUGAAGAGCGACGCGGCGGUGGCCAUUCUCAGCAAGAAGCCGGACUCGAAGGCCUCGCUGGCCUGCGCCCUGCCCUGGGGCCACGGCUGGGGAUGGGCCACGCUGCCCAACGGGGUGUGGAGUGGCGGACUGACCUGGUCGCAGUGCGAGGACACCUUCACCCUGCACGCCCUGCCCACCACCCACUGCACCAACCUCAUCGACACCUCCUGCAGCGGGGCCGUCUACCACACGGACAUCGGCGGCUUUGACUUCCACUCCUCGGGCGUGGACGACAUCGGUGGCGAGGACUUCGACUACGCCAUGGACUGCGGCGACUUCAUAUUCUAAGCUCUGAACACUGAACUCUAAGCCCUCCAGCACGACAUUCAACCAGCCACCCACCCGGCGGGCAGGACUCGUUCGUCCCGAUCCGCAGAUUUUGUCUACGAUUCCAAGGAGCUGAGCAACUGGUAGCCGCUUGGGUAGCAUUUAAUAUUUAAACGUGCUUUCGUUAACCUCUGAGUGUUAGGUUAGGUGUUAGGUGUUGCCGGAAAGGAAGUGGAACGAACUCCCUAGCGUAGCGUAUACGCCCCAUUGUCCUUGCCACUUUCCAGAUCACUAUCCCGCUGUGCCCAUUAGCUUGUUUGGCUUUGUGUAUUGCCCCAACUGCGUUAAGCAGUUAAAGUGCAAGCACAUCAAAAGUUGACCCAUUUCCCUCAGUGUGCUAAAAUAUAUAUGUCUACAUAGCUGCGGCCAAUGAAAUAGUUGUGGCAUCUUGUAACAUUGCAUCGUGAGUUCUGCCAAAUGGUUAAGCAAACUGGCUGUCUAUUAAGCACCCUUUACCUUGCUAUUACAAAGAAAUGUCAGAAAAAAAUUCCGGUAAUUAAAAGUCUUUGCAGAUAUAUUUAUAUUGAAAUUUUAACGAUGUCAACUUUUUUACCCAGCAAAUUAAAAUUUAAUUUUGUUAAAUAUUUGUUAAGAAAAUCAGGGUAUUAGAAUUUUUUUUAGUCAAAACUAUUUGACAAACUAAAGAAAUUAUGUGUGCCCACAACCGGAAACUCCUUUGUUAAAGUGACCAUAAACACAAUUGAUUGCAAUGAGGUUUUAAAAAAUCGUUUUUUGGGUGCCACAAUUAUAGUGACCGCCGCUGUAGUCGUAUUUCAAAUUCUGGCAGAUACACGUGUGUCUAUUUAUCCACCAAUAUAUGUAUGUUAGGCCGCACACUCGACUUCAACCGACACCCACAACCCACAACCCACUAACCACCAAACACCAACCACAGCCAUCGCAGUCGCAGUUGCAACCACAAGCAUUGGAAAUGCGAAAACAUUUUUGCAUUGCGCAUAUAAGUAGGCUACAACAUAUUUUUGCACUCGACAAGCGAACAAAUUACAAUAAAUAAUGCAGACAAGACGAAACGAAGCGACAACUAAAUUAAAAACGAGAAAAAAAAAACAACCGCAAGAGAUUGAAAUACUUUUGUGUAUUUUGAGACUUUUGAAAUUUAUAUUGAUGCAAUUUGUAAUGGAAACACUUUUCAAAUUGUUUUGCCAUGAUUUUCUAGAAUUUUUGAAAUCGAUAGUAUUUAACCGCAAAGCCACUGACCCGAAAAAAACAAACCCCAAGACCCAGCGUCCCCCCGCAAGAACCCAUUUUUGUGUGCAAAUUUUUGAAACAUUUAUACAGAUACAGCGCGCGUAAAUUAAGCAAGUCGAAAAAUCGAUAAAAGUUUAAUAUAAUUGUGUUAAGCUAAACAAAAUGUGGCAAAUCCAGCGCAGAAUUUUAAAGUGGAGCAUGGUAAUUUUGAUAUAGCAUGUUAAACAGUUAUGACAGUAAACAGGACAACCAGGUAAAUAACAAGUAAUUAAAAGAGAUAAAAACGAACUCUAGGACUCUAGUAAUAAAACUCAUUCACCCGCAACACACACACAUACACACACACACACAUAACACAACCAAAACCAAAACCAAAACCGAACCCCUAGUGUUAGUGUUAGGGCUAGCACUUAAGGCAUGGCAUUCGAAUGUCAGUUUAGUUUAGGAAACUAACUCACUCAGAUCGACAUACCCACCCGUACUGAUGUAAAGUUUAUAAAACAAAAAACAAAAUCAAGCGAAGCAACAAAACAAGUUAGCAACCCAGGAAAAAUCACAGAGUAUAAAGCCAAAGACGUGUGUACACAUGUACGAGUAAUUAGCAGUUAAGAACACAUUUGAAAUCACAGGCAUUGCAUUGCAGAACCGAAGGAAAGGUUACAACUCACAGCUCACAGCUCACAUUCAUCCCCACAUCGAUUCGAUUUUGAAUUUGAUUUUGAGGAACUUUCGCCACAAAUAUGUGAGGAAGGGAAACGCCGCUACGGACACCUUGAGAAAACUGUAACUGUAACUGUAACUGUACGAUUAGGCAUAUACUAUAUAGUAACUAGGUUAAGUCGGAAAAGUAAUGGAGCGCCCGUUUAGUUAAAUACCAUAUGUAAACGAUAAGCGAUUUAUGAUAAACGAUAAACGAUAAAUGUAUGUACCGUAAGAUUGUGCAGGUUUUCAAAAUGUUGCAUGCCGCGAAAAUGCAUAGAGCUAGAAUAUAGAAUCGCGAAAUAUUAUGUAAAAUACGGGUAACAGGACACACCAAGUCCACUAAGCAUCUGUUGCAUGUCCUUGUACGCGCGUGUAUACUUAUAUAUUACUAUACUUAUGUACAACAAUAACCACGAGCGAAGCUACACGUAACGAAACGAAACGAAAUGAAUACCUUUAACCUGAGCCCACAGCCUUAGCUAUCAUACCCAAACACCCACCAUCGCUACUAGCCCCAUAUUACCAUAAUACCUACCUAAAGCUACUAUUUAGUCAGGAGACGCGUCGAACUGCAGCAGCUAGUUGGGCAUCGUGGAAAAAGACAUACAUAUAGAAUUAGAUAACCCGCCACGUAACGUAAUUGAAAUGUAGACUAAAAGACUUAAGCAAUUGUCGUUUAGACGUUAAAUUAGAGCGCAUUGAAUGUUGGCUUUUAGUUCUAGACACAGAAGCGAAUCGAGAGCGAUGUGUGGAGCGUUUAGGAACAUAUUUAAGGGUAUCCGUAUCCUCACCACAAUGUUUUAGUCUGAAGCCUAGCCCAAAUAAAUCGAAAUCGAACACAAAAUCGUAAAUUGUUAGCAAGCGAGUAUAAAGUCGAGUCGAAAAUGCGAAAACCAAACUAAAACCUAAUGAAAAACGAAAAUAAACGUAAAAGUAAAAUCAACCUUGGACAAUCACGCAUACGCAUGUAGGAAACGGGAUUAAAUAAUGUAUGUAAAUUGUUUAAGCCUUGGGUCGGCAGCGAAAAAGGACCGACGAUACACGUCCAGCACGGGGUCCAUGUGGAUGGACUCCGUGAACUCAACUAAUCUAAACACACACGGAAAACACACACACACGAUGCGAUUCGAUUGAGGGCUCCAGCCAGGCCAAGUUUCAAUUAAGUGUCAAUCCCCACGCUCUUCAGUUGAACCGAGAAGUAUUUUUGUAAACUUUAUUAAGAACACCGAGAUCGCAAGUGAAACUAAAACCAAAACCAAAACGAAAACCAAUACCGAAACCGAACACAAAAAUAUAAUAUAAAAUUGCAAAAAGAAAAACAAAGCAUGAACAUGGAUGUUUUAAAACCGAAAUUAAGCAAAGCAAAUGUAAAACAAAAGUAUACUUUAGAGCAAAUUUUUGUAGUAUAAUUGUACACGUAAAUUGCAUUUCCGAUGUUAGCUGAACAACCGUAUACACUAUAUAGUAUUAUAGUAAUAUAGUAAUAUAGUGUAUGCAGACACCCACUUAUAAGUGUGUUAAGUAUAGCGAGCGCGAAUCGAGCGAGAUACUCGCACUCCAGUUUUUAUUGUGCUGCGCAUUUUCAGCGGGCGGCUGAACUGUGAAUAGUACCUUAGGUAGCGUGGCAUCGCGUGUAAUGUGCCGCAUUUGAUGUCACCAAAUUAUGAAAUUAUGAAGUUAUGAAAUUGUAGAUCAGAACCAGAACCAGAACCCGAACCCGAGCAAGUCAUUGUGAGAUGAUCCGUGAGGGAGGGCGACUAGUAACCGGAAACGGAAGUGGAAGCAGGCUUCCAGACUUUCAGCCAUCCGGCCAUCUUGGCAUGCGUUGCGUAUACGCCCCGGUGGUCUCGACCGCAACUCACAAUUAGGCUAGUAAGUUCGCGUUGUUUGUUAUCAGUGUCGUUGAUGUUGAUGUUGAAAUUGCCGUGUCAUUGUUAAACGUAUUCAAGUUGUAAUCCGACGGCGUUCGGAAUUAGCUGUUUUUGGGAACCAGAGAGAGAGAGACAGAGAAAGGGAGUGAGAGAGAGAGA
Molecule: messenger RNA, 6001 nt
Organism: Drosophila elegans
Lineage: Eukaryota; Metazoa; Arthropoda; Insecta; Diptera; Drosophilidae
Exons: 4
Coding region: 1029-2021 (330 amino acids)
Biological process (GO): regulation of cell differentiation
Cellular component (GO): membrane
Source: RefSeq, a predicted model, not a curated record